Molecule: messenger RNA, 603 nt
Organism: Onychomys torridus (southern grasshopper mouse)
Lineage: Eukaryota; Metazoa; Chordata; Mammalia; Rodentia; Cricetidae
Product: paired immunoglobulin-like type 2 receptor beta
Exons: 3
Coding region: 22-603 (193 amino acids)
Molecular function (GO): MHC class I protein binding
Source: RefSeq, a predicted model, not a curated record
CUUCCUGGAGGGAAUCAGGCCAUGGCUUGGAUCCUGCUUCUGCUGCUGUCAGCAACAUGCUUGCAAGCUGGUUAUUCCACAGGAUCUAACAGAGUAAAUGGCUUUGGGGUCAACCAACCAGCACACCUCUCUGGUGUCCAGGGCGGCUCCAUUGAGAUCCCCUUCUCCUUCUACUACCCCUGGGAGUUGGCAGAGGAUCCACAGAUGAGCAUUCACUGGAGAUGGAAAAACUAUCAUGGAGAAUUUAUCUACAACCACACCCCACCUUUCAUACUUGAGCAUUUCAAGAACCGGCUCAUCCUGAACUGGACACAGCCUCAGACAUCCGGAGUCCUCAGAAUCCUGAACUUGAAGGAGAAGGACCAGAUAGUGUACAUCGGCCGAGUUCGUCUGAACACAAGAGAAGGCAUGAAGGAGUUUCAGUCGAUUCCUGGGACCCAACUCACCAUCACUCGUGCCAUCAGCACCACCAGGCAGAGCCCCUCCAUCACCGCCUCUGCAGUCACCACAGCUGGCCUGGAGGACACAGAGGGGCAGAGGAAUCCAUCACUUGUGAAUCUGGUAGCUACGGUCGGGUGGUGUUGGCCACAGCUGUGCUCAUAA